AUGACCGUAUCCAAUCUCUCAACAAAACUAGAAACGUCCAUCAUCCAAAUCAUUAGCUGUCUUGGGAGCUAUGCGCCCAGAAAACUCACCAGAUUGCUCUGGACAUUGAUGGUGACCAUUGGGUUGCUGUUCACUACACACUUUCUGUACGCUUAUCAGUUUAGCCACACUGCAGUCUCUUCCACGGCCAACAUUCUGAUAUCUCAGAGCCAAAAGCAGCAACAGCAACAUCCAUUCUAUAAUGUGGAUUCAUUAAUUAGAGAGACCAUGCCGUACGCCAAAUCAGCAGCAAAGAGCACGUUUACAGGCCACAAUGCGUCCUUUAUCGAUAGCCUGCUACGGCGCAACAAUGAAAUCAUGCUGCACAAUCAGGAUCUAGUGGCAGAUAUCACUGUCAUUUUGCAUUAUUCAGACAAAGAAAUGUCCAGCAUUCAAACUCAAAUUCAAUCCAUUCUGGCUCAAUCCGUGCAACCCAAACAAAUCUGGAUUCUAUGCCGUUCCAACAAACCCAAGAAAUCACUAGAAACCAAGUUUGGUAUUCGCUCAACCACAUCUGCUGAUAAGAUCAAGGUUAAGAUUAUACCCUAUGACAGUGAGCAAGAGCAACAACCCAACAGUGAGGUCAUGCUGGUGAAAGACGCUCCAUGGCUGUUAUUGCAACAGACCAUCCCUACUGCCUACGUCUGGAUACUGGAGCCCAACGCCAUCCCCAAACCAGAGUACCUCUACUACACCUACGGCCUGAUGAAUACGGAAGAGUACAAACACAGUGUCAUAGGCUAUGACACCUCCCUGUUCUCAACAAAGAACACAUCCCCUCCUCCUCAUGUCACACAAUGCUUGAGAUCUAGUCAAAUUGGAAAAAGUCGAUCCGUGGACAUGAUACAUAGUUCUUGGCUAUUACGUACGCAAUGGCUUGGUAGUUUGAGAGCAGAUUCCAACACCAACGCCUUGCAAUUACCAUUGGGAUAUUUUGUCAGCAGCACUUUGCUCUACAGAGCUGGUAUCACCUCUGUUGUGAUACCUUCCUCCACUAAAUUACUCCUUAGCUUCUCAUGUCAAAAAUGGCUUCAAGCCGGCGGUCCUUCUCAUAUUCUCAAUUCGGUUUAUCCCAACGUGGCAGAACAGGAAAUGCUAUAUCAACAAACGCCAGCGAACCGCGUAUCUAUUCUGCUUGCUGGGUCCGAUCACGCAAUUGCCUUGCUUCCAUUGAUAUGCAGAUUGCUCAACGGCAAUAAACAAUAUAACGUGCAUAUCAUCUUGACCAAUGGGUUAACGCACCACGCUUUUCAAGAUACAUUAGUUCAUAACCAUUGCACGAAUAGCCAUCAUGCUACGAUCCAUGAUCUUACCUUGGCGUACAACAAUGGUGUAUACUAUGACGACAGUGGUAGCACUGCAGAAGAGGAAACAAAUUACAUUACGCCCACUGCCAAUCUAUUGCACUUUAUCCAACCUAACGUCUUGAUCCAUAUCAAAGAACCCAGCACUUUUAUUUAUCGCUCCAUCAAAUCACUGGCUGAACUGCAUGGCAUCACUUCUAUUGGCUUACCAGCACAAGACGUUCCUCAUGCUCUCUGGAUAGCUGAUCUCUCGGUCAAGGCACUUACCUAUUGGAAUGAUGUAAAGAUUGAUCUGGUGGUCAUUACAGAUAGAAGACCUGUUUCGUUAUCUCGCUUGUUGAAUUCUACCAACAAUGCCUACUACUUUGGCGACGAGAACGUAGAACUGGCUAUUCACAUGGAGCAAUCUGCAGAUCCUGAAACACGAGCACUGGUGCAAGGCUUCGGAUUUAAGCAUGGCGAUAAGAAAGUGCGUCAUCGAGUGCGUAAAGGAGGUCUUUUACCUGCUAUUGUCGAGUCUUGGUAUCCCAGUAACGAUGAUAACUAUGGUGUAUUGUUGGAAGACGACAUUGAGCUCUCUCCUUUCUUUUACUCAUGGUCCAAGUACAACAUCCUCAAAUAUCGUUACGAAUCUGAAGAGGCUCAUAAUCGCAUCUAUGGUGUUAGCUUGUACUCUCCUCGCAAUCUAGAGCUGCGACCUGAAGGCCGUCGGCCUUUCAAUCCUGAGCCCGUGCUUGAACUAGGUGGUUACCCGAGACGCACCCCUUAUGCAACACAGAUUCCUUGCAGCUGGGGCGCUGUCUACUUCCCUGAGCACUGGCGCGAAUUUCAUACAUACAUCACCGAGCGUGUAGCAAAGGAAGAAAAGUACACCAAAGGAUACUACAACAUCACUGUCCCGGGAAGUCGAUCUGAAAGAUGGAGCAAGUCGUGGAAGAAAUAUUUCAUCGAGAUGGUCUACCUGCGUGCUUAUGUUAUGGUGUAUCCCAACUUUGAGAACUUUGAGUCCUUCUCUACCAACCAUCUGGAAUAUGGAACCCAUGUGCAGCAAAAGAACAAUGGACGAGCAAAGUCUAAAGUGGACCAAUUUCUGGUACCUUUGAUGCAGCAAGACACCAUUCUCACUCAAUUGCCAGAUCAACAUUUGCCAGACUUUGACCGUUUGCCAAUGAUGGAUCUAUGGGGUCAUAUUCGCACACUGUCAGAGCUGGAUCGUGUGGGUUCGCAGUGGCAUACCAAAGUUUCCAAUUGCGAACGAAGCCCAAUUGGCUUGUUUGACGCCAAAGACACCUUAUGUCCCUUCCCUGAAAACGUAGCUAGAAGCAAGAAGAAGGAAAUUAGAAAGUAA
This is a messenger RNA of Mucor velutinosus, 2691 nucleotides long. RefSeq lists its product as uncharacterized. Lineage: Eukaryota; Fungi; Mucoromycota; Mucoromycetes; Mucorales; Mucoraceae. The transcript is spliced from 3 exons. Bases 1 to 2691 code for a protein of 896 amino acids. The record is from RefSeq and is a predicted model, not a curated record.